Molecule: messenger RNA, 4175 nt
Organism: Trichoplusia ni (cabbage looper)
Lineage: Eukaryota; Metazoa; Arthropoda; Insecta; Lepidoptera; Noctuidae
Gene: bdg
Product: sodium- and chloride-dependent glycine transporter 1
Exons: 15
Coding region: 1085-4093 (1002 amino acids)
Biological process (GO): sodium ion transmembrane transport
Cellular component (GO): membrane
Source: RefSeq, a predicted model, not a curated record
UUUUGUUUUUGUUUGAACCUCAAUCACAGCUGAUAACAAGUUGACUUACUUCUACUUCAUACUUUUCACAUCUCUAGUGCGUAGUUGCGUACCUACUUGUGAUGGGUAUUGCUUGCAUUGUAGUGGUGGGUCGUUAACGAUUUUUGGGUUAACGCAACGAAGCCGUUAAUUUUAUCCUGUUAACCUGUUAAAAAAGCCGUUAACGUUAUUAACAGGUUCUCAUUAAUGUAGCAGAUUUGUACCAACGCAGCAGUUAAUGGACGAAACUUUGUUCAAAUUGAAAAAGGAGUUGAUGUUACGUCGCGUACUGCUAAAACUAUAACAACGUUUUCGUGUUUUUAAGUUAGCUUGUUUAAGUGACGAGUAAAUUUUAAAUAAUGAUUUAAGUCGUCAUUUAAAUGAAAUAAACUUCCCUUCAUACUUUUUCCAGGCUUAGGACUGGCUGGCGUAGUGGCGAAAAAAGAUAUAACAUUAAACCUGUUCCUUCCGGCGGCGCGGCAGCGCGGCGCCGGCGGCGCGAGCCGGAGCAAGCGAACUUAGAAACAUAAAUCUCUCUCACUCUCGCUCGUACAAUUUUAAGCUAGCGCCGUCUCGCUCGCUCGCAUAGGUAUUAGUCGCACUCGCGUUCACUCGGCUAGGCUAGCUGGUUUUGCUUUUGCAGCUUCAAAAUAAUAAUAUAAAAAUAAUAUUUUUUCCAAAAUAGUUGAAUGAAUUAGUUAAUAGAUUUAACGGGUUUUGCGGUAAAUAAAAAGCAGUUAAUUCGUAAACAUUAGAUUAACAGUUUAAAAAAGCCGUUCGUUGAAUUAACGCCCACCCCUAUUGCAUUGUACAAGCUGCCCGACAAAAUAUUGCAUUAUUUUUUAUUAUUACCUUACAUCACAUAAUUUAAAUAAGUAAUACACAGUUUUAAUUUCGUUAGGAUAUAAACAAGUAGUUAGGCUAUAAUUUGUAUAAAAAAAUGAUUGUAAUCGUGUAGUAUUGUUUUCGUGGACAGCUGAUGAUUGGGUGAAGUGAAGUGUUUGAAAAAGUCAGGAAAUCAGGGUCAGCAGAGCGAGCGGGCUAUGACUUAGGCCAUGCAAUAAAAAUGGAAGUUGUUAACAUAGGCGAAGGUCGGUACGAACAAAGCGAAAAUGUACCGGGAAGCAGUGCUGACAGUGACGCCUCCAGUAGCAUGUUCGAGAGCAACGACAGCGAUCAUUACUCAGAAGACUUAGACAAAAUAUCUGAAGAUGGUGACUUAAAAGAAGACUUACAAAAGACAAUACCAGAAUGUUACAAAUCAGACUCAAACUUUUCAUCACAUACAACAAGCAUCACAAACGAUGAGGAGUUUCAAGCGACGGCGUUGUGCCAGUUUAUGGAUAUAUUAAAUGAUUUAGACGAAGUUUUAGAUAAGUCUUUACUAGCAUGCCUUGAUGAUGGCACGAAGAAUUUCGAUAGCGACGAAGAGGAUCUCAUUUGUAAGCUUAAGGAAUGCAUUGGUGAUGUUCACAAUGAAUCAGAAAACUCAGAGGCUCAAAGUUCGUUUGACGACAAUACACAAGUCAUCACAUGUUCCAAUGCUGUACCAUCGGCACCACCGGCACCACCGGCAGAAGAAAUCGACAUCACACCAAGUUUCUCAGAACGGGCAAAUCUCACAAGCCUUGGACGGUCAAAAAGUUUUUCCGAAUUAACCGAAAAUGAUCGGCAGGCUUUAGUUUCAUCAUUAGAACGAGCAAGCACGAUAAAUGACAAUUUACGCAACUCGAUGAGGAGAUUAGACCCUAUUGUUUUGCCUGCGAUAACGGCAGAGUCGUCUUGUGAGCCUCUAACGCUGCCAGUGAUACUUUUUUUAGAGCAUAAUAUUAAUAUGCGGCCAACUAGCGCCCCCAUACAGUUACAAGUGACGGCGGCGAAUCUCAGUAGUGAUGGGGCUUCGGGACCUCUUAUUGUAGGGCGGCGAGCUUUACUUAUGAAUCGCACGCUCUCGUUACCGUCACCGGGAGAGAGUGACAUCACCGCAGGGGACUGGACAGGGCGGAAUACGGCCAGGAGUAUUGCGAGAAGUACUAGUACAUCGAGUUCAUCAACUGAAUCGUUAAAUGUUGCUCCAGUCACCCAAAAUACAACGAAUGCUACAGAGGAGAGAAACGAAGAGACUGAAGAACCUCCGUUUGGAGUGUGGCCACACCGUAUGAGUGCCAUGUUGGCGUGCCUCAGCUGCACCGUGGGAAUAUUUAAUAUAUCUAGAUUUGCCAUAUUCAGUGUUCAUUUUGGAGCGAGCUUCAUAAUACAGUUUUUUAUGUUGUCUCUUAUAAUUGGAAUUCCGCUAUUCACGUUACAUUUGUGUUUGGGCCAAGUGUUGGAGUCUGGGCCAGUGGAUAUGUGGCGUAUAUCGCCAAUAUUCCAAGGUGUUGGCGUGUCUUUACUCAUCAUACAAGCCGUGAUCGGCAUGUACAGUAUAAUUGGCCUGUCCUGGAUAUUUGUUUUCUUUCGCGACUCUUUUAUAACAUCUAAUGACAGAUACAAAUGGGCACUACCACAUGAAUUGAAUUUUGAAGAUGGUGUUGCAAAAAAUGGUACUUAUAAAAUACAAGAGACUUUACCUCAAUACUUUCAUGGAGAGGUUUUACAGAGAAAUUUGGGGUCCAAUACUAGUUCAUAUUUCGGCACAAUAAAGUUUCAAGUAGCGUUCAAUUUAGCUGUAGUGUGGAUGAUAGUGUUCGUGGCUUUGAGCAAAGGAUUGAGGUCUUACGGCAAGGCUGUAUACAUGUUGAUAUUUUUACCGAUUUGCGGAACAUUGGUGCUCUGUACGAAAUUACUUACACUAAUACCAUACGACACUGUCAUUAACAUAUUCUCAGAGACUGAAUGGAGCGAAUUCUUUAUAAAUAGUAAUAGCUGGGCAGCGGCUGCCCAAGAAACAUUCCUAACUUGGGGUCUCCUUGGCGCCUGUAUUAUGCAGCUGACAUCUCACAAGAACGCUAAGAACAAGACCAAUAUAAUGCUACAGAAGGAAAGUGCUUGUAUUGUCGCAUUCACAUUCGCUGUUCUCUUACUGGGCUCGUUUUUGGCUAAUACUUGCGUUCAAAUAUUGAAGAAUUAUGGAUAUGCUUACAUACCAGGGAGUUUUGAAACAUUAAAGUCUACGCAAUUUCUAUGGCCACUAUCUGAGCCGAUGCCUGGCAAUGUGGUGUCAACGCCAGUACGAUACAUGGGCCACUAUGGCAGCUUAGUCGGAGUCACAGUCUGGAGGACUGGCACAGCUGCGCGAGCGCUCAGCGGUUGGCAACCACUGCAGUUGGCAACUCAGGUCGUGCCAGCCACACUGGCAGUCUUGCCUGCUAAUUUGCUAUCACCAGCAUGGGCAGUAAUAUUCUAUUUCAUCUUGAUAAUGUUCGGUAUCGCGCAACAGCUCGCUAUAUGGCACUGCGUCAUAACUGGCAUCAUGGCUAUCAAUGCAGAGGCGCUUAAAGUUUGGGAGACCACUAUCACGUUCCUGAGUUGCGUGUUUGGACUUGCCAUGGGACUGCUGCUUAGUACCGAUGCUGGCAUCCGUAUCGUCCACUUCAUAGACUACGUAUGGGUAGGCUCGUGGUGGCAGAUCGUGAUACAGGUGUCGCUCGCUUGCGGCGUGUUCGUGGUACGGGGGCGGCCUUACUCCCCAGACAUUGUCGUCGCUGCCUUAUAUUCGUCGAGGACCAGACUUUCGGCUACUUUAGCUGCGUUGCUAAGCUUCACUUGGACUGUGGUUUUGCCUGUUUUGUUAUGUGCAAUAUGUGUGAUGGACUUUCGAGUGGGUCAACAAAAACAGAUGUACAGUUGGAGAAAACCUGUCGGUUAUUGGCCGAUCUGGACUCGUCAAGUGGCGGUAUUUAUGCAACAAGGACCAUUGCUGUUAGUGCCUAUAGCUGCGUUUAUACAAACGUGGCGCUACAUGAAUAAAGGACCCCCUGAUAUACUCGAUCGCAUCCAGAACCUGUACCGUCCGCGCCCGCCGCGCCGCCCGACCCGCCGCCCAAGUACACGCCGCCGCCCUCCUACUCCACCGCCACCGGCGCCAGGCUGCUCAACACUAUACGCCGGAGCUUCAGGACUCUUAGGAGAAUGACAACAUCACGCGCGGAACAGUCACCAGCUGAAGACACGACACAACUACCAAUCACAGUGAGCGAAACAGUAGACAGAGAUGU